Molecule: messenger RNA, 727 nt
Organism: Saccoglossus kowalevskii
Lineage: Eukaryota; Metazoa; Hemichordata; Enteropneusta; Harrimaniidae
Product: ubiquitin carboxyl-terminal hydrolase 20-like
Biological process (GO): protein deubiquitination
Molecular function (GO): cysteine-type deubiquitinase activity; zinc ion binding
Source: RefSeq, a predicted model, not a curated record
CUGAAAUAUGGGACAGAAGACGACGUAGUUAUGUUGUCCCAUCUACACUAGUCCAUGGUAUAAAACUUGUAUAUCCCAUGUUUAGGGGAUUUGUGCAACAGGAUACCCAAGAGUUUCUCCGAUGUCUAAUGGAUCGAAUGCAUGAAGAAUUAAAAGAACCGCUACCGACUUUUGAUGAUGAUGACGACGAAGAAGAUGAACCCAAAACUGUUCACACAUUAGGGCAUCGUAGAGAACGAUCGCGCGAGUUGGUUGUGUUACCAGACAGUGAGACUCAUUCACUGAGUCCCGGCAGUGCCGAUACACUGAGUGUUUCCGGCAUUCGUAUUUGUGAUCAUUGUUUGAAAGGUACAAAAUGCACUGUGCAAGAAUGUACGAAAAGUAGUACAAGCAAGAAACAUAAGAAAAGAGAUAAAGGUCGGAAGAACAAAAACCAUCCGGAUACAAAUAAAGAUAAAUGCGAGAAGUGUGCUUGUGAAAUUAAACUGGGAGGGGGUAGUGGAAAUGAUGUACAAUCACGGAGUACAGAUGUGACUGAUACUGUGGAAACUAAGGCACAAAAGGAAGAAUCACAACGAAGUCCAAGGAAAGGAGACUUACAUGGACGUAAAGAGUUUGGUAAAAGGAAAAAGAAGAAAUCAAUCACUUAUAGAAGUGUGAUAUCAGAUAUCUUUGAUGUUGUCCAGCACCAAGGAAACAUUUCAAGACUUGUCACUGCCCAUUCCAG